Strongylus vulgaris is the source of this 219-nucleotide messenger RNA. The record is from the annotation of a GenBank genome assembly. Lineage: Eukaryota; Metazoa; Nematoda; Chromadorea; Rhabditida; Strongylidae.
AACGUGGAAGAUAUUGUUGUUGCUGGUCGAGAUAGAACAGCUGCUGAGAAAGAGGAAGCAGAAGAAAAACUGCGGGAAGUGGUUGAAGCAGAGAAAGUUCGGCUAGAGGCGCAAAGGAGGAAGAUUUUGGCUAGCAGGCAUUCUCGAUUUUCUGGAUCGUAUGUUGUGAAAGGUCUAUCAGCUGUCAACAAAGAAAAAGAUAUGGUCGUGGUCAAGUAA